Cervus elaphus (red deer) is the source of this 6268-nucleotide messenger RNA. RefSeq names its product insulin receptor substrate 4 (gene IRS4). Gene Ontology annotation, cellular component: cytosol; plasma membrane. NCBI's taxonomy places the organism in Eukaryota, Metazoa, Chordata, Mammalia, Artiodactyla, Cervidae. The transcript is spliced from 2 exons. The record is from RefSeq and is a predicted model, not a curated record. Gene Ontology annotation, molecular function: phosphatidylinositol 3-kinase binding; insulin receptor binding. The coding region runs from base 1 to 3774 and encodes 1257 amino acids. Gene Ontology annotation, biological process: insulin receptor signaling pathway.
AUGGCUAGUUGCUCCUUCGCUCGCGACCAAGCGACAAGGAGACUGCGAGCUGCAGCGGCGGCAACAGCGGCGGCUCUAGCUGCGGCGGCGACCACCCCGUUUCUUUCCUCGAGAACCCCCACCGCACUCAUUGGGACCGGGUCGUCUUGUCCGGGAGCCAUGUGGCUCUCCACGGCCACUGGCUCCCGGUCAGACUCGGAGUCCGACGAGGAGGACCUCCCCGUCGGGGACGAAGUCUGCAAACGCGGCUACCUGCGGAAGCAGAAGCAUGGGCACUGGCGCUACUUCGUGCUCAAACUCGACACCGCCGACGCCCCAGCUCGGCUGGAAUACUACGAAAAUGCCAGGAAGUUCCGGCACAGUGUCCGCGCCGCGGCGGCUGCAGCGGCGGCGGCCGCCUCCGGCGCCACUGUCCCCGCACUCAUUGCACCGCGGCGCGUGAUCACCCUGUACCAGUGCUUCUCGGUGAGCCAGCGAGCCGACGCAAGGUACCCACACCUCAUCGCUCUUUUCACCCAAAACGAGUAUUUCGCGAUGGUGGCCGAGAAUGAGUCGGAGCAAGAAAGCUGGUACUUGCUGCUCAGCCGCCUCAUCCUUGAGAGUAAGCGGCGCCGCUGCGGCACGCUCGGCGCGCAGCCGGAGGGAGAGCCCGCCGCGCUAGCGGCUGCAGCGGCGGCGGAGCCACCCUUCUACAAAGAUGUGUGGCAGGUAAUAGUCAAGCCCAGGGGGCUGGGGCAUCGAAAAGAGCUGAGCGGCGUGUUCCGGCUCUGUCUUACCGACGAGGAGGUUCUGUUCGUGAGGUUAAAUACCGAAGUGGCCAGCGUGGUCGUCCAGCUCCUGAGCAUCCGUCGCUGUGGGCACUCGGAGCAGUAUUUCUUCUUGGAAGUCGGUAGGUCCACCGUCAUUGGUCCGGGGGAGCUCUGGAUGCAAGUGGAUGACUGUGUGGUGGCCCAAAACAUGCACGAGCUGUUUUUGGAGAAGAUGCGAGCCUUGUGUGCGGACGAGUACAGAGCCCGCUGCCGCAGCUACAGCAUCAGCAUCAGCGGCCACCUGUUAACCCUGCUGUCCACUAGGAGGCACCUGGACAUGCUGCCGCUCGAGCCCGGUGGCUGGCUCCGAAGGUCCCGCUUUGAGCAGUUUUGCCACCUUUGGGCCAUCGGUGACGACGGGGAAGACGAGAUGCUCCUCUCCAGGCGCUACAUAACACCCAAUGAGCCUGUGCCCCCCUCCAGACAAGGAAGACUACACCUGCCCAGAGGGCGCAGAUCCAGGAGAGCGACUUCAGUGCCAGCCAGCUUUUUCCGCCGCGCCGCACCCAGCCCUGUGCGCAUCCAGUGCCCUACAGAAGCCCUCCACGACCGAGAUCCCGUGUCUCCUGAAGCCUCUGGUUCUGGCUCUGGCAACUCGGGGGAAGAAGGCGGUCCUCAGGGCAAAGAGGAUCAGGAAGAAAACGAAGGUGACUAUAUGCCCAUGAACAACUGGGGCUCGGGAAAUGGCCGGGGCUCAGGAAGUGGACAGGGUUCAAGUGGGCAAGGCUCCAGUAGCCAAAGCUCCGGGGGAAGUCAGUGCUCAGGCAGGGGGCAUGGCUCCGGAGGUGGUCAGGGUUCAAGUGGCAGCCAUGGCUCAAGUGGCAGAGGCUCUGGGGAGCAGAGUGCAGGAGGAAACCAGUGCUCGGGAGACGGCCAGGGCACCGCUGGGCAUGGCUCAGGCAGUGGCCAGGGAGCUGGAGGUGGGCACGGCUCAGGCCGUGGCCAGGGGCCCGGAGAUGGCCACGGCUCAGGCGGUGGCAAGAACUCGGGAGGGGGCAAAGGCUCGGGGAGUGGGAAGGGCCCCGAAGGCAAUGGUGAUCGUGGGAAAUCUCUGAAGAAAAGAUCCUACUUUGGCAAAUUAACUCAAAGCAAGCAACAGCAAAUGCCGCCACCUCCGCCACCUCCACCCCCACCCCCACCAGGUGCAGCAACUGGUGGCAAAGGGAAGUCUGGGGGAAGGUUCCGACUUUAUUUUUGUGCAGACAGAGGGGCCACAAAAGAACGUAAAGAAGCCAAAGAAGUGAAAGACACGGAGCCCCCAGAAGGUGCAGCUCGGGGGCCCCACAGAGCCAGAGCUUUUGAUGAAGACGAGGAUGAUCCCUAUGUGCCAAUGAGGCCAGGCGUGGCUGCUCCUCUCGCAAGCUCCAGUGACUACAUGCCCAUGGCUCCUCAAAAUGUCUCUGUGUCCAAAAAGCGGCACUCUCGAUCACCUUUCGAAGAUUCGAGAGGGUACAUGAUGAUGUUUCCCAGAGUGAGCCCACCACCUGUGCCAAGUCCUCCAAAAGCACCUGAUCCUGCUAAAGAGGAUGACUCAAAGGACAAUGACAGUGAUAGUGACUACAUGUUCAUGGCUCCUGGAGCUGGCGCCAUUCCCAAAAACCCCAGAAAUCCUCAGGGAGGCGCUUCCUCCAAAAGUUGGAGCUCCUACUUCUCUCUGCCAAAUCCUUUUCGGAGCUCCCCAUUGGGACAGAGUGACCACAGUGAAUAUGUACCGAUGUUACCUGGAAAAUUCCUAGGAAAGGGCCUAGAGAAGGAAGUCUCAUCUAACAGAGGCCCCAAAGAUACAGCUUCAAAGCCUUCAGCUGAAGGGUCGUUCUCAAAGCCUAGAGAUGGGGGAUCACCUUCCAAGCGUUCAGGUGAUGGGCCCCCCAAGAACAAGGCUAAGAGACCUAAUAGACUUCCUUUUAUGACCAAAGGAAACAAAGUCAAGCCAAAACCACAAAAGCCCACACAGGAGCAGAGAGAAGCCGACAGCCCUGGGGGCUACGUCAACAUUGACUUCCCUAAGAGAGGUUAUAAUAUGCCAGAUCCAUGUCUUCAAAGACUUCCAGGUGUGUGGGGCAUAAUUGCCGACCCCAGACAGUUUGCCUUUUCCAAUUAUGUGAAUGUUGAGUUCGGAGUGCCGUUUCCAAAUCCAGCAGACAACCUCUCAGAUCUCUUCAGAGCUAUCCCAGGUGCCAAUCCCUUCUUUCUGGAAGGUGCUACAGGGAGCACUGCUAAUAGGGAAGAAGGUGACUACAUCGAAGUGAUUUUCAACCCAGCGAUGACACCAGCUGUGCCUUUUGCUGACAGUGCCAUUCGCUACGAUGCCGAAACCGGUCGCAUCUACGUGGUCGACCCAUUUUGUGAGUGCUGUAUGAACAUUUCUCUCUCCCCCAGCCGCUGCUGCGAACGACCACCUGUAGCGAGGCUGCUGCUGCGAGAAGAGCUCGAGCGAAGGCGCCCACAAAGCCGUUCGCAAAGUUUCUUUGCAGCCGCCAGAGCCGCCAUCUCGGCUUUCCCGACCGACAGCCUCGAGAGAGACCUAUCCGCCUCCUUCGCCGCGGCCGCGGCCGCCGUGCCAACCUUAGCCGUGGGCCGGGCUUUAGCCGCCGCCUCCGCUUUGGUCGCAGCUCCCGGCAUCGGCGCAGCAGCCGCCGGCCUCGAGGCCGCCGCUGGAUUUGACUCCGCCUCCGUCCGCUGGUUCCUACCUGUUGCCAAUGCUGCUGGUGCCGCGGUCAGGGGGGCCCAAGACGUUGCGGGUGGCUCGAACCGCAGAGCCCCAAACCCAUCAGCAGACCUGGCCGGAGGUGAGAACCGAGCCGGUGGGGCUGCCGCUGCAGCCGCCGCUCCGCCUCCAUCACCUGGCCGCGGCCGGGUGCCCAGACCCCCAGAGCGAGAAGAUUCUGACGACGACGACACGUACGUGAGAAUGGACUUUGCAAGACGUGACAACGGGAAGUUCGACUCUCCCCAAAGAGAGUGAUUACAUUGCCACAAACAAUUUAGAAGAAACGUGAUGCUUAUGGAAUUUCAUCUUUGUCUACUCCAGAUCUGCCUAAAAGAGAAUUCACAGGCUUCUGAAUAGAAAGCAACCUGAAUUUCUAAAAGCCUACAAGUGGAUGCUGGCAGUUGAAUAAUCUUAACACAGAUCAUUGUUAGUGCUGCCUUAUAGAUCCGGUGAUUUUGAAUUAAGAAAUUCACUCUACUUUGCUUUUAUUUUCUGAUUUCCCUCCUCAAUCUGUCAUUUUGAAAGGAAACAAAUGUAUAAAAGUGAAUAUCUCACAACUUGCUCCUUCUUAAGAACAUUACUGACCUAUGUAUAAAUGUGGCCAAUAUCAAUUUUACUAAUGUAUAAAACUUAGAUUUAGUUUUGAAGUUGAAAACCCUUGAAAUAAGAGGAGAUAAAGAAGGUUAUGUUCCUGAGAAGGUAGGUAUGAUCUGGAAUCUUUCUGAGUAGUAUAUAUACAAAACUUUUCUUGAUCAAAGACUUAAACUUCAACUGGACUGAUAUCUGGAUGGGACAUUUCUAAUAUUUUAAAUGCAGGACCAAAGGGCAGAUUAUCUCAGUUUUGUUCAUGAACAGAACUGCAACUUUCUGUCCACAUUCACUGUUAACUGAUAUCUUGACUGAACUUUGCCAAUGUUAUAAAGACAGAACUGGAGAACAGAGGAUCUGUUUCUUCAUAUACAAUACUGUGAUGUUCUGCUUGCAAAUCAAUUGAACAUUUCCAAAACCAUUUUUUUUUUUAAUUUUAAAACCUACAUUUUCCCCCUAAAUGAAGCAAAGUUCUUCAGAAAGUCUCUUCACGAAGACCCUCUCUGCCACUCUGGGCCUCCCCCUUUCACCCUCCAUUCUCCCCCUCUUUCUGGCUCUUUCCUUGACACACUUUCCCUCCUAUGCCCAGGGCUCCUAUAAAGAGAUCAGUUUCCCAUAUUCAAGGAAUUAGUGUGUACAAAUCAAUCAGUAUUCUGACUGAAAUUUAAGCCAAAAGGAACCUCUUAUAAGGUUUUGUUUCCCUUUGGGCAACAAGACUAUAUAAGAUGAACAGAAUUUAAAAAAUGAAUCAGAGCAAGCUCCCCCUUCCUAUUUUUGCUUGUCUCUGAUGGAAACUGAAUUAAGAUUUUAGGAACCUGGACCUUUGAGAACAUGACACUAACAGGUGGUGAUCACAGAGGAAAGGUACAAAGGUCUUGAAGCUUGCUUAGAGCUUUGUUACGUGGUGGCACACAAAUCACAACUUGUUGUACCAUCACUGGCAAACCUCAUCACCGAUGGGUGUGAGUGUCUGUAAUAGCUGUGUGAGUGCUAACGUGUGUGCACACAUUUGUGUACCUGUGUACAUGUGAUUGUAGAUGUACCUGUUGUGCGUAACUCUGUUUUAAAAAAAAAUUGCUUCGCAUUUGAUGUGCAACUUUGAAGUAGUGUAACAUUUACCUGAAGUUUUCUGCCACUCGGUUCUGAUGCCUUUGAACGUGUACUUCUAUCUUCAAGCAGGCUUCUAGUACAUGUGUUGCUACACUAACUUUUCUGAAGAACCGAGUUGACUUCUAUUAUUUUUCCUUGCCUAUCAACCAAGGGGAUGGGGUGGGGGUUCUCCUAUUGUUUGUGCCCUUGUGAAUGGGGCUGAGGAGAGGAUGUGGCGCAGUACCAAUCACUGCUCCAGUUACUGGUCACUGCUAGGGCAUCAGUCUCACCAGUUCCUUCAGACUCUUCGCUUUUCCCCAACCUAGUCAAAGAAAUGCAGUGUGGCUUUUGUUUAUUAUGGUAACAAUGCAGUCUUUAGGCAGCCUUUCUCAAGCCUUCUCUCACCAUUUUGUUUUCACGUUAAGUCAUAAUCGUUCAGAAUUGUGGAAAGAAAAGAUUAUUUGGGGGGAAAAUGCUCUCUUGCUUUAUUUACAUGUUAGGUUCAGAGGCUGCCAACAGACAGGGUAUAGCACAGACGUAACACUUGCUGAAUAAAUGAAGGGAAGCCCUCAUACACAACAGUACACAUAGUAACAGGUACAAAUAGUCACAGGUACAGCAUAACAAAUAUGCAAUCUUUUGACACAACUUCUUAGUUUACAGACACAACUAAUUUAUUCAGUAUUGUGCUGGAGGAAUCUUUUUAGAGUCAGUGUACCAACAUAUCACUUACUUUUCAGCUACGAGUUUAUGCUGCUGUUAAGAAAAACCAAUGAUGGAACGAUUUUUUGUGACCUCUCUACUUCAUUUGGUAUCAGACAUAGUUAACUUAGUCAGUAAAAACUAAAAUGUUCCAGUUCCAACAGUUCAUUACAUUUGCUCUUUCUGCUUUCACAGAUCUGCUUUGAGUUGCUCUGGCUUUGUCUUCCUUUGUAAAUACUCUUGUAUUCUUUUUUUCUUUGUAAACAUCUCAUUUGCAGUUUUGGGAGACAACCUUGCAACUCUGUAUAGUGUUUAUAUAUAUAUCUGACUUGCCUUUCCAUAGAGCUACUCGCAAUAAAUGUGUUCAUGA